Molecule: messenger RNA, 696 nt
Organism: Pyrus x bretschneideri (Chinese white pear)
Lineage: Eukaryota; Viridiplantae; Streptophyta; Magnoliopsida; Rosales; Rosaceae
Exons: 4
Coding region: 1-696 (231 amino acids)
Source: RefSeq, a predicted model, not a curated record
AUGCCACCAGGACAAGGUUAUGAUGGAGCUAGUAACAUGAAAGCUCUUGUUGCAGUGGCAAAGGGAAAUGUUGAUAUUGUCACUUUUUUCACAUUGGAAAAUAGUGUGGCUACUAUUGUUAGAGCAUCUUGUAAGCAUCGUGAUGCACUUAGAGAGCAAUUACAAAAUAAUCAUAUGGAAGCUUUUGAAAACGAUUGUCUUAUAACGGGCCGGGGUUUAAAUCAAGAAACUAGUCUCAAGCUUAUUGGUGACACACGUUGGAACUCACGUUAUGGUACCUUGAUUAGUAUCAUUUCCAUGUUUGGUUCCGUGGUGAAAGUGCUUGAAAUGAUUGUUGAUGAUAGUUCCAUGGAUAAUGCAGGAGAAGAAAAUAGGUCAUUGGGAGAUAUGCAAUCUUUUGAAUUUGUGUUUGACCUAUUCUUAAUGAAAUCUAUAUUGGGGGUUACAAAUGAUUUGUCACAAGAAUUACAAAAGAAAGAUCAAGAGAUUGUGAAUGCUAUGACUUUAGUCAAGCAUGAUAUUGAGAUUCCUAGCAUGGAUGAUGGAUAUGUUACUCAAGGGAGAUCACGGCGUGGAGCUCAAAGAAUCACAAACUUCCAUCAUUAUCAUGUGGAGCUCUUUGUUGCUAUCAUUGAUAAGCAACUUGUGGAAUUAAAUACUUGCUUUGAUGAGUGGAGAGAACUUUUUCCGCUAUGA